CACGUGAAUAUCGUUCUCAAUUAUUAUUCCCUCCCCACUGUUGUCGGGACCCGCCACCUACAGUCGCCGACCACCACCACUAUAACACCUCUCUCUCUUGUCCAUCUCUCAGCUUUCAAUUAGUGAUCUCUCAGAUCGGAAAACUAAAAUGGCCGAUUCCUCAGUUACUCUCUUCUCUCCUUUCAAGAUGGCCAAGUUCAAUCUCUCUCACAGGGUUGUGCUUGCGCCGAUGACGCGGUGCCGAGCCUUGAACGGAGUCCCGAACCCGGCCCUGGCGGAGUACUACUCUCAGAGGUCAACCCCCGGCGGCUUUCUCAUCAGCGAAGGCACUUUGGUCUCUGACACAGCCGCUGGGUUUCCACAUGUUCCUGGGAUUUUCUCGGAUGAACAGGUUGAGGCAUGGAAGAAGGUAGUCGACGCCGUUCACGCGAAAGGAGCCAUUAUUUUCUGUCAGCUAUGGCAUGAAGGUCGUGCUUCCCAUGGAGUUUACCAACCUGGUGGGGGAUCGCCAAUUUCUUCAACCAACAAUCCCAUUUCAAAGAGGUGGAAAAUUCUCUUGCCAGAUGGGUCUCAUGGCACUUACCCUCAGCCUCAACGCCUCGAAAUACAUGAAAUUCCCCACAUUGUUGAGCAGUAUCGCCGCGCUGCUGUGAAUGCCAUUCGAGCAGGUUUUGAUGGAAUUGAGAUCCAUGGGGCACAUGGCUAUCUAAUUGAUCAAUUCUUGAAAGAUGGGAUCAACGAUCGAACUGAUGAGUAUGGUGGGUCGCUUGCAAAUCGCUGCAAAUUCUUGAUUGAAAUUGUUCAAGCAGUAGUUGAAGCCAUUGGUGCUGAUAGAGUUGGUGUCAGAGUCUCACCAGCUAUUGAUCACCUUGAUGCUAUGGACUCCGACCCAGUUAGCCUAGGCUUUGCUGUGAUUGAAAGGCUUAACAAGCUUCAACAGAACAUAGGCUCAAAGCUCACAUACCUCCAUGUGACUCAGCCUCGUUACGCUGCCUAUGGUCAAGCAGAAUCGGGCAAACAUGGCAGUGAUCAAGACGAAGCCGAAUUUAUGAGGACUCUGAGAAAAGCUUAUCAAGGUACAUUCAUGGCUAGUGGAGGUUUUACUAGAGAGCUAGGAAUGGAAGCUGUGGCUUCUGGUGAUGCUGAUUUAGUGUCGUACGGUCGCUAUUUUAUCUCAAACCCCGACUUGGUUUUGAGAUUGAAGCUGAAUGCUCCCUUGACUAAGUAUGUCAGGAAGACUUUUUACACCCAAGACCCUGUUGUUGGGUACACAGAUUACCCUUUUCUGAACAACACAAGUAUUAAAGAGCAAGCAGUCUCCCGCCUUUGAUUGUAAUGCUGCUUGAACAUUUAGAUAAAUAAAAACCUUGUAUUGGAAUUUGAACACUGUUGAA
Messenger RNA from Rosa rugosa (rugosa rose), 1394 nucleotides. Its product is annotated as 12-oxophytodienoate reductase 3-like. Gene Ontology annotation, molecular function: oxidoreductase activity; FMN binding. Lineage: Eukaryota; Viridiplantae; Streptophyta; Magnoliopsida; Rosales; Rosaceae. Bases 149 to 1330 code for a protein of 393 amino acids. The transcript has 5 exons. Gene Ontology annotation, cellular component: peroxisome. The record is from RefSeq and is a predicted model, not a curated record. Gene Ontology annotation, biological process: jasmonic acid biosynthetic process; oxylipin biosynthetic process.